Xyrauchen texanus (razorback sucker) is the source of this 1918-nucleotide messenger RNA. It is a transcript of the gene plbd2, whose product is annotated as phospholipase B domain containing 2. Gene Ontology annotation, molecular function: glycerophospholipase activity. Bases 31 to 1680 code for a protein of 549 amino acids. The record is from RefSeq and is a predicted model, not a curated record. The transcript is spliced from 12 exons. Gene Ontology annotation, cellular component: extracellular region. Lineage: Eukaryota; Metazoa; Chordata; Actinopteri; Cypriniformes; Catostomidae. Gene Ontology annotation, biological process: phospholipid catabolic process.
GCAACUCCACAGUGAACAACAGCCGAUUCAAUGGCGUUUUAUCAGUUGUUUGUGUGUGUAGUAUUUCUUUUAAAUGUGUCAUGGGCUCAAAUCUACUCAGCGCUUUAUGAUGACAAAACUUCACAGCUAAUAUUGAAAGAGGGGUUUCAACCGGACUUUGUCGCAGUCGCGAAUUUCACAGACGAUAUCAAAAAUACAGGGUGGUCAUAUCUGGAGGUCAGCACCGGUGGGAGUUAUAAUGACACGCUGCAGGCAUAUGCUGCUGGAGUCGUGGAGGCUGCUGUCACGUCACAGCUCAUCUACAAACACUGGAUGAACACGCUGAUGGGCUACUGUGGUCCAUUCUCUCAUGACGCAAGCUACUGUCAGCGGCUCAAAGACUACAUCAGCACCAACCUGCAGUGGGUCACACAACAGAUGGACACACAUAUGGACUUGCCGUACUGGCAUCAGGUGCGUUUGUCUUUGCUGCAGCUGCAGGGUUUGGAGGAUGGAUACAAUGGACAGAUUGAAUUUCCCACUGGAAGGCUUUCCAUUAAUCCUUUUGGCUUCCUGCUUUUCCAGAUGGGUGGAGACCUGGAGGACUUAGAAGCAGCACUGAACAAAUCCAGCAAGUCUCGUGCUGUGGGCUCAGGCUCGUGCUCUGCGUUGAUCAAACUCCUGCCGGACAGAAAGGAUUUGCUGAUGUCACAUGAUACAUGGAACACCUACCAGUCAAUGCUAAGAAUAAUGAAGAGAUACGAUUUUGCUUACCGCACUUCUCCAAAAGAAAAGACGUUUAUUCCUGGGAGAAUUCAAGUGUUUUCCUCAUAUCCUGGCUCAAUAUUCUCAGGCGAUGACUUCUAUAUCCUCAGCAGUGGUCUGGUGACUAUGGAAACUACAAUUGGCAACAGUAACUCUGACUUGUGGAAAUUUGUCCAGCCUCGCGGUGCCGUUAUGGAGUGGUUGAGAAACAUUAUAGCGAAUCGUCUCGCUGAAACUGGGAGUGCAUGGGCAGAUGUCUUCAGCAAGUACAACAGUGGAACGUACAACAAUCAAUGGAUGAUAGUCGACUUCAAGAUCUUCGUUCCAGGACAAGUACACCUAGAACAAGGGCUUUUCACAGUUUUGGAGCAAAUACCUGGAAUGAUUGUAACAGCUGAUAAAACUGAAGAACUAUUCAAGACUGGCUACUGGGCCAGCUACAAUAUCCCGUACUUUGAGGAUGUGUUUAAUGCAAGUGGAGGUCAGGAGCUGGUUCAGAAGUAUGGAUCCUGGUUCUCCUUCAGUGAGAAUCCAAGAGCACAGAUCUUCCAUAGGAACCAAACACUCGUUACUGAUGUGGAGUCUAUGGUGCGUCUCAUGAGGUAUAAUAACUAUAAAGAUGACCCCUUGUCCUGCUGUGAUGACUGUGAUCCCAUUCAGAAUGGAGAGAACUCCAUCUCCGCUCGUUCUGACCUGAACCCUGCCAACGGCUCGUAUCCGUUUGGAGCUCUGAAGCAGCGGCCGCACGGUGGAACGGACAUGAAGAUGACGUCCUAUGCCAUGUUGAAGCAGUUCGAGCUGUUGGCCGUCAGUGGUCCUACAUGGGAUCAGGUGCCCGUGUUCCAGUGGAGCAGCUCUCCGUACAGCAAACUCCUGCAUAUGGGCCAUCCAGACCGCUGGGACUUCAGCACAGUUCAUGUCAAAUGGUCCACAUAGCAUAAAGAGUUUUAUUUUAUCACACGUCCCAUUUGGACAGCUUUUGAUUAUCAAUAUAAUGACUGCCAUCUCAGGAAGAAAAAAAACGAAGUAUUUUUUUAGUAAGAAUCCGGAUAUAAGUGUUUUGUGAUUUACACUGUUGUGAUAUGUUACACGUUUAUGAUUUUUUUUUUCUUCGCAUAUUUCUCUUAAAUGUUCUGUGUCUUUGGAAUGAAAAGAAAAAUAAAGAUGUUCUGUU